AUGAGUACUUAUAAUACCCAAGGAGUUACUCCACCAGAAAAAGAAGUAAAGAACGAAGUAUCAUCUUCAGAUGAAAGAUUAAUUGAUUAUGAUGAUGGGCAACUCAUAUAUGUUAGGAGAGGGUCCCAAAGAGACAGCCGCAGGGUCAUUGGCAAAGAUAAUUUAAACUUCGAUAAUUCACACCUUUCGAAGGAACAUGCGUGUCUCCAAUAUAGAAAUGGAGCAUUAUACGUUAAAGAUUGUGGAUCAACUUUUGGAACGACUGUCAAUGAUAAGUUCAUUGUGGCAAAUAGAUGGCAUUUGUUGGAGUCGUGUGAUACGAUUGGGUUUAUUGUUUCCAAGCCCUCGACUUGGAUUGCAAAAAUUGUCAAGAAGUUCCCAGAUCACGAUGAUAUUCCAUUGGAAGAAUUCUCCAACCCUCCAAUUGGAUUGAAGCUUUGUUUUGAGUAUUUGGAUGACAAGCUUAAAUUUAGUGUCGUCAGAAUUGAUAGGGAUCAUGAAUCGGUAUCGGAAGGUGUACCCAUUGAUGCGAGUAUGAACGAGACGUAUGAUACCGAUGCAUAUUACUUUGAUGACUGUUUUGAGGUCGGAAGUAAGCAUCCACACGAAUGUGCCUGUGCAGAAAGGAGUCGUACAGAAGGUAAUGAGAACGAAGCCGUGGCUGAAUCUAAACCUAAUAACAGUUCUGAAGAUACAGAUAAGCCAAACGAUUUUACGACGCAAGUGGAAGUUUCACUAUCAGAUUGUAAAGAUACUGAUGGUAAUGCAGAUCUCGAUAUUCAUGAACCUCAUUUGGAAAUUUCGAGUACGCAUGAGGUAGUGGAUGCAAAAAGCGAGAAUCUGGAUGACGAUGAAAGUUGUUCGUUUGGUCAAUUUACGUCGGAAUUGGUUUCAGAUUCCGAAAUAGCUUCAGAUUCCGAUUCCUUAUCAGGGUUUUCUAGUUCUGAAUCUGAUUCUAGCUCCAGCUCGAGUUCUAGCUCCAGCUCAAGUUCCAGUUCCAGCUCCAGCUCCUCUAUAUCAGAAUCGAAUGACUCAGAACUUGAACUUGAUACAAGCAUUAUCAUUGCAAACAUCAAUUCUGAUGAAGAAUGUGCUGAUCAUAAUGAUGGUUGGGGUUGUCAUAAAUUUUCUGGUUUUAACAAUUCCAACACCGAAGAAUCUACUAUUUGUGGCCUUCCACAUGCUAUUGUUCCAGUAUUAGAUCAUACUGAAGAUUUUUUAGAUUCGUUUACUACGUCAGGGUCUUCUAGUGCUGAAAGUAGCAGGAAAAGGUCGUUUGAUGAAUAUCAAGAUGAUAUUCAAUCCUCAGACGAGGAACACAAAUCAAAGAAGGUCAAAUUGCCAUCAACAGAGGAUAAGUUUACAUUCAAAUCAAUUGCUAAAGAGGUUGCAAAAGGUGCUUUAUAUGCUUUGGCAACUAUCACAGCGCUUGGAGUUUAUGGAAGUACUAUUGAUAAUCAAGAAUGA
Debaryomyces tyrocola is the source of this 1467-nucleotide messenger RNA. NCBI's taxonomy places the organism in Eukaryota, Fungi, Ascomycota, Pichiomycetes, Serinales, Debaryomycetaceae. The record is from the annotation of a GenBank genome assembly.